AUCUGUGGCAAUGGUUUGUAAAAAUCCACAGAUUUAAUUUAUAGUGGAUUUAGUAGAUGUAAAUAAAAAUCGUAAAGGGAAUCAAAUUGUUUUGAAUUUGUCCUGUAAAUCAACAUAAUUCUCUAAGAGUUUAAAAUCUAAACUCACUAUGGAUAACAUCAUCAACGAUAUAAUAAUGGGAAAAGCCAGAACGGCUGGCGAUGGUAUGGAAUCUGAAGAAAAUGCAAUGGAGGCAAAGGUAAACAAACCUAUUUCCAAUGUGUCACACAAGAAAAAGGACUCUUUAUGUAAAGGUCGACUAAUUCAAGUCUAUGCUACCAAAACUUUUGUUGCUGAUAAGAAAAGUCCACACAUUUAUUCUAAAACACCCAAAUUUGUGCCUUAUGAACCAUAUCCAGCUGCAGUGAAGCCAAUAAAUCCAAAAUCUGUUUUAAAAACAACUAAAAAGUCUAGAAAUCAUAUGGAUUUAAAUACACUUGUGAACCAAAUGUCACAAAUGAAUACAAACCUUAAUGAAUUUAGACCUAGACUAAAACAUUCAACUUUAAGUAACGAUAAAGUUGAGGAGAAGCCAACUUAUACUGAUGAAAUGCAAAAAAAGGUUGAGGAUUUAAUGAGAGAGAAUGAAAGUUUAAGUGAACAGCUAAAGCAACAAGUACAGGUAAACAAAGAAUUGAAAACUAUGCUUGUAGCAUCUAUGGGAGAAGAUCUUGAGACUCAAGUCCAGUCAUUAACGGAAGAUAAAAAACAUUUGGCUGAUGCAUUACUUAAUUCAGCGCAACAUUUGUCUACUCACCAAGAACAAACAGAAUGGCUUGCAGGUCAAUGUGAAGUAUGGAGAAGCAAAUUUUUAGCAAGCAGUUUGCUAAUUGAAGAAUUGGCCGCUUGCAAAAAGAUACUUAAUGAGAAAACUGUAAAUUUACAACAAGGAAUCAAACAAUUAUUGGAUGAAAGAUGCAGAGUUAGAGACAUGAUGCUCUGUACAUACAAAAAUCUAUACAGUUUACAUGAAAAAUGGUUGGAAAACAUUACUGUCUCUGAAUAUAUGGGAAGCAGUAAACUUUGUAAUCGGCCCAUUGGCAAUCUCAACUUCAAUGCUACAAUGCCACACUCGACUAAUGUCAUUGACAUGUCAUCAGUAAAUAUGAAAUUAUCGGAAAAUAUUAGCAGUGAUGUGUGCAAACAAGAUAUUGCACAUUUGGAUAAUUUACCAUCUAUCACUGAUGGUGAGAAAUUUGCUGAACAGGUAAUGGCAAUGCCAGUGGAUAUAAAACAAUUGAGUGAAGAGCCAGUUUCAACAGUGCAACAAUUGAGUGGUAAUAUCGCGCCACCCGUCGCCUCUUGCGUUCAUUGCAAUGGAAAAGUGCAAUUAUUAUAAUUAGUUAAAUUGUCUAAACCAUAAUGAACUUACGUGGGCAACACACGCGCCAUUUAGUAUUGUGUCUUCUACAGCAAUAAUUUUUCCUAUAUAUAGAUGUGAGGGAAAUUUGAAAAAGGAUUUAAGAUCUUCCAUAAUAUUAUAUCCAUUAUCCUAUCCAUUUUUGUAUGCUCCUGUUUUUUUAUAGAACAUAACUAAGGUAUUAAGGGAGAUAAUUAUAAUUGCCUGUAAAAAAAGACUGUAUAGAUGUUAUACGCUGGAGAAUAUACAUUACCAAAUUCAUUGUAUUACAUUAAUUUUUACUAGCUUCAAAAAUAGUGAAUCUUGUGUCAUAAAUCUUAUUACAAUUCGAAAAUCCUUAUUAUCAAUAAUAUAUUUUGCACAAAAUAAUUAUUAUUAAAUCAUUUUUCUCCUUUACAUUCUUGU
This is a messenger RNA of Pieris brassicae (large cabbage white), 1804 nucleotides long. RefSeq names its product golgin-45. NCBI's taxonomy places the organism in Eukaryota, Metazoa, Arthropoda, Insecta, Lepidoptera, Pieridae. Bases 149 to 1378 code for a protein of 409 amino acids. Gene Ontology annotation, cellular component: Golgi membrane. Gene Ontology annotation, biological process: Golgi organization; Golgi to plasma membrane protein transport. The record is from RefSeq and is a predicted model, not a curated record. The transcript is spliced from 6 exons.